GGAGCUGUAGAGGCGGCCCGCGGAGGGAUUGUCCGCUCGCCUUCGGUGGUGCCGGGAGUUCCGAGAGACCCAGCGCGCCAGAGGAAGAGCGGGAGGAGAGGAGGCGGAGGAGGCGGAGGAAACGGCGCGGGGCGCCGAUGCGGGAGAAGCGCGGACGCCACCGCGGGGCAGCCCCGAGCUCGCGAUGAGCGGCUCAGCCGCCGCCGCCGCCGUGGUCGCCUUGCCCGGCGCCGGGGUGGUCCCGCUGGCUCCGGGCCCCGCCUCCGCUGCCUCCUCGCGGGCCCUGCAUGUGGAGCUACCGUCGCAGCAGCGUCGUCUUCGACAUCUCCGGAAUAUUGCUGCUCGGAACAUUGUUAAUAGGAAUGGCCACCGACUCCUUGAUACCUACUUCACACUUCACUUGUGCAAUAAUGAAAAGAUAUAUAAAGAAUUUUAUAGGAGCGAAGUGAUAAAGAAUUCUUUGAAUCCAACCUGGAGGAGUCUUGAUUUUGGAAUAAUGCCUGACCAUCUUGACACAUCAGUAUCCUGUUUUGUGGUAAGGAUCUGGGGUGGAAAGAAGGACCUCUGUCAGCUGCUGAUUGAGUGGAAAGUCUCUCUGGAUGGACUAAAAUACGUGGGUCAGCAGAUUCAUGCCCGCAACCAAAAUGAAAUAAUUUUUGGGCUAAAUGAUGGCUAUUAUGGAGCUCCAUUUGAGCACAAGGGUUGUUCAAAUGCCCAGAAGAGCAGUCUUCUCCAGGUAGAUCAGAACUGUGUUCGUAAUUCAUACGAUGUCUUCUCUCUGCUUCGGCUUCACAGAGCUCAGUGUGCAAUUAAACAGACUCAGGUGACUGUUCAGAAAAUCGGGAAGGAGAUUGAAGAAAAACUACGACUUACAUCCACAAGUAAUGAGUUGAAAAAGGAGAGUGAGUGCCUACAGCUGAAACUUUUGGUUCUUCGGAAUGAGCUGGAAAGACAAAAGAAAGCCCUGGGGAGGGAAGUGGCAUUACUACACAAGCAGCAAAUUACAUUACAGGACAAAGGAAGCACAUUUGAGACUGAACACCUCAAGCUGCAAUUGCACAAGGAAUCCUUAAGUGAGCUGAGAAAGGAGUGCACUGCCAAAAGAGAACUAUUUUUGAAGACUAAUGCGCAGUUGACAAUUCGAUGCAGGCAGUUGUUGUCUGAGCUUUCCUACAUUUACCCCAUUGAUUUGAAUGAGCAAAAGGAUUAUUUUGUAUGCGGUGUAAAGCUGCCUAAUUCUGAGGAUUUUCAAGCAAAAGAUGAUGGAAGCAUUGCUGUUGCUCUGGGAUACACAGCACAUUUGGUCUCCAUGAUUUCCUUCUUCCUUCAAGUGCCCCUCAGAUAUCCCAUAAUUCACAAGGGAUCCAGAUCAGCAAUCAAAGACAAUAUCAAUGACAAGUUGACUGAAAAGGAGAGAGAGUUUCCACUGUAUCCCAAAGGAGGAGAGAAGUUGCAGUUUGAUUAUGGUGUCUAUCUUCUAAAUAAAAAUAUAGCACAGCUGAGAUAUCAACAUGGGCUAGGGACUCCUGAUUUAAGACAGACUCUUCCUAACCUGAAAAAUUUCAUGGAGCAUGGGCUGAUGGUCAGAUGUGACAGACAUCACACCUCCAGUGCCAUUCCAGUUCCAAAGAGACAAAGUUCCAUAUUUGGGGGUGUAGAUGUUGGCUUCUCUACUGGGGUACCAUCACCACCAGACAAAGGUCAUCGUAAACGGGCCAGUUCAGAAAAUGAGAGACUCCAAUAUAAAACUCCUCCUCCCAGUUACAACUCAGCAUUAGCCCAACCUGUGGCCACCAUUAAGACUAUUGGAGAUUCCGAGAAAAAAAUGGCAUCUUUAUCAUCUUCCUUAGAUACCUCCUUGGACUUCUCCAAAGACAAUAAGAAAAAAGAAGCUGAUUUUGAUGAUCAUUUAAACAGGGGCCACGUGAAUGUGAACAGUAGCCAGGAGUCACAGGAGCUGCUCCUCGAGCAUCCUGGUGCAAUCAAUGGAACCCUCCUUCCCAGGGAGCACAACAGCACAGCCUGCAGUGAGCAGCUGGAGGAGCUCCCCGCCACCACCAGAGGGGCUGAGUUCCGUUGUGCCGUAGAGCAGGCUGAAGAGAUCAUUGGCACAGAGGCAAUGGGCUUGAGCUCAGGGGACCAGCUAGAAGCAUUUAACUGCAUCCCGGUGGAUAGGGCCGUGGCCGUAGAAUGCGAUGAGCAAGUGCUGGGGGAGUUUGAGGAGUUCUCCCGACGUAUCUAUGCACUGAAUGAAAACGUGUCCAGCUUCCGCCGGCCACGCAAGAGCUCAGACAAGUGAGUGUGGGUAGGGAGAAGUCAUUGACUGGACCAGAACAGGGUGAUUGAUCACAAAUGAAGAUGAAGUUGCACUUAUCCUUUGUAUUAAUUAUGGAGCAAAAUAAAACAGAUUGAGUCUAUUGGAAAGUGGACUUGGGGAAGUGAGCCAGGACACGGGGUCAGAUGUAUGAAUGGGCCAGGUAGACUUAUACUCUGUUUCCAUAUAUUUGCUUUUCAAACCUUACAGUUGGUUCUAGGUCAAUAGUCAUUCUUUAACUUGAAAAAGCUUCUGUCUAGUUCAGGCCAUGUUAUAGGUAUUCAUCUGCUUCUGUUAUAUACAAUUUUGUUUUAUCCUUGGAUGGAAGAUGAUAAUAUAUAAAUCAUAAAAUGAAUGAAUGUAUCUUUUAUUGUUUGUCACUGUUUAUCACAAGUAACACUCUCAGUAUGGUUCAAAAGCUGAAUCUCUAGGACCAGGUUUUCCCUGCUCCCUGGAAGGACCUUGGCCCUUUGUGUGGUUGAGGAUUAAGCUUGGGGAGUUUCUCAAGCACAGGUGCACCACCCCAACAACUUAGUAUCUCCCUGGGCUUCUGUCACCCCAGUCUUAUCACAUGUCCAGUUGCCUAAGUAAGAAACUUGAGUAUGUCCUCUGUGCUGUCUUAACAAAUGGCCACAUCCUUUCUCCAUUUAAUACCAGCCUCUUUAGACAUGGCCCUCAACUAUUUGAUUUUUUUUUUUUAAUAACAGUUGGAUUUUCUAGAAUACUGAUUAAUCAACAGAGGAUUCCAAGUAUCCUAUAGAUUUCAUGAUGCAAUCCCAUUCUUGGGCUAUAGCUCUAAUACAUAUAUAGUUGAAUGUUGGGAAACCAAAAGCCAGGCAUGCUUUUAAGAAAUUCACACAGCAGGCCAACCCCCUAGAUUUGGACUCCAUGUUAACUUAUUGAAUUUAUAGUCAGAAGUAAAAACAAACCUGCCAAGUACUGUAUACAAUUAAAUAGAUGUGGCUUGCCCAGCCCUAUGAAUCUGAACAUUGGGAAUAGCUGGAUCGUGUCAAGAGAUGAGGGAAAAUAAGACACAGUUCUCUCCAUUUAAUUUAAUCACUCGCCAUUUUCAAAGCUCAGAUUCCAUCCCUGUUGCUGCCUGUGCCAUAUACUCAGGAAUGUAGUGCCAGGGUUACAAGCUCUUUAAAGAGAAUGUAGUCAUCUUGCUAUAUAUGUUACCCAAAUAAAUAACAAUUGAGUUUUCUUCCCCACGACCUGAUUUUUCUUUCCGGGUCUGAAUUUCCUCUUCAGACAUGUAUUACCUACCAUGUGGCACAUCCCCCUAAUGCCAGGCCAAAGGAAGCUGUGAAUAUGUACAAUAUAAUCUUAUUCCUUAACUCUGUCAGAGUUCUUAGGCCAUAUAGAAUAGCACAUACAGUAUGUGCUGCUUAGGAGCUGCAUUUUCCCCACGUAACAUCUUAGGCAUUAACAGGGCCUGAAAUCCUCUUCAUAUUUUGUCUGGCUCUGCUGAGCUUCCUUUGGAUUUAUAGAUCCAUUAGACUAGAGUAUCUCACCACCAGUCAUUAUUUUCCAUGUAUCUUAUCUCUCACACACACACAUACACACAGCUGUCUUGCAGUAUUAGGCAGAGCAGAUGCACAGAAAUUUUAAAAGACUCCUAGGAAAAAGCUUUAACUUCAUUUGAAGAAAUCUCAUGUAUUCCAAAUGAGCUGCUCCGUCCCCUUGGGGCCUAGGGCAGAAGCCCCUUCAGUGUCCCCUGCAGGGUGCUUUCAGAGGAUACUACAUCUUUGUUGGCUAGACUCACCCAGCAGCCUCUGGAGGAGUCACAACAGUCCUCCACCUGAGGAGACAGCAACCAAAAUCCAGGACCAUUGUCUCCGAGGAGAGAACAAAAUGCACACACUACACCAACUUCCCAAACCUGGCAGUCAGUCUUUGAAGUCAGUGCCAAACCCAAAGAGGAGCUGCGUACUGUGUGAUCCUGGGAGGCCCUCCCCUCAGGCCCCUGGCACCACCAAGCCACUGGUCCCGAUGACGAGAACAGGACGCAGAGAACAAGCAUUCGUGGGCAUUAAUCUCAGGUUCCACUCAACCAAAUGAAGCCCAAGUCGCCGUCUUCCCCCUGUGCUCGUCCUCCUUGUAGCUAUUUGCUGUUUAACCUGCUGAUUUUGAUCUGCGCCAUAUGGAGCACUAGUGUUCAGGAGCACCAGGUCACAGUGGAACUGGCCCUGAUGGUCAUAUUUGCUUGGUUCAUGCCUUUUCCAAUAAUGUACACCUUACCGAAUAUAGCUUGAGUUUCUUUGCAGUGUCAAUUACAUUUUCCCUAUAACUAGAGUAUUUCAGUGUCUCGGUGAACAGAUUUGAGUUCAUUUUUCAUUGCUGUAAACGUAGUUUUUCCAGUGCUUUAAAUGGCCAGGGCCCAAACACUGAUGAGUUCCCAGCUUUUAGUUUUUCUUUUCAAAUUUGUCUUGUAAAAAUUACCAAAAAAUUUAGACUGCUUGGGCAGGGGGAGGGGAGAGCGAUUGAGGAGGUAAUGUGGGAAUUUGGGCGGAAACUAUCACGUCACUGUCCAUUUUGAAGCUGUCAAGAACCUCACUAAUUUCCAUGAAGAUUAGAACAGUUUGUGAAUGUUUUCAAAUCAGUACUUGGUGGUACUCCACUCCUCCCCCAACCCUUGAAAUUCUGGAGGCAUUUUUUUUAAGAAUAUUAGUUUUGGAAGACUGUAUCCAGCUAUAUUUUUAUAGCAAUCCUAACAAUGUCUAUUUAUCCUGACCUAACCAAUUAUUUAAAUAAUUUUCAAAAUCACCACCAAUAAUAAAUGGCAUGCGGGAAACUUAUCUGCUGGUAAUUGGGAGAAAAUUCAGCAUCUGUAUUUAUAAAAUAAAUUUGAUUAGUAUUUA
Phascolarctos cinereus (koala) is the source of this 5175-nucleotide messenger RNA. RefSeq names its product UV radiation resistance associated (gene UVRAG). Gene Ontology annotation, biological process: SNARE complex assembly. NCBI's taxonomy places the organism in Eukaryota, Metazoa, Chordata, Mammalia, Diprotodontia, Phascolarctidae. Gene Ontology annotation, cellular component: endosome; lytic vacuole. The record is from RefSeq and is a predicted model, not a curated record. Gene Ontology annotation, molecular function: SNARE binding.